Raphanus sativus (radish) is the source of this 3575-nucleotide messenger RNA. Its product is annotated as DNA (cytosine-5)-methyltransferase 1-like. The coding region runs from base 1 to 3558 and encodes 1185 amino acids. NCBI's taxonomy places the organism in Eukaryota, Viridiplantae, Streptophyta, Magnoliopsida, Brassicales, Brassicaceae. The transcript is spliced from 11 exons. Gene Ontology annotation, cellular component: nucleus. Gene Ontology annotation, molecular function: DNA (cytosine-5-)-methyltransferase activity; chromatin binding. The record is from RefSeq and is a predicted model, not a curated record.
AUGGAAGGAGAAUAUUAUAAUGGCCCUCUCAGGCUUGGUGGAGUUUCUGAAGUGGCCACGACGUCUGAUCAACUUGGUCAUGGUGUUGACUGGGACGAAAGAUACGCUAUAACUAUACAAGAUGAAGAGUAUAUGAAAUCUAUGCAACAGCCAAGAAAAAAGAGGAGCUCAACUUCAAAUCUUUUCAAUGAAGAUGAGAUUGCCACUGACUAUCCUCUCCCAUCUUAUUACAACUAUUCCCAACAAGAAACAGAUGAAUGUGCACUGUAUAAUGCUGGCUAUUUGGUCCAGCUGCCUCGCAGGAUUCUUCACAAUUGGGCUCUGUACAACUACGAUUUAAGGUUUAUAUCCCUGGAGUUUCUUCCUAUGAUGAGGCCUUGCCUUGGUACUGAUGUAACCAUCUAUGGAUCUGGUUUGCUGGCCGAGGAUGAUGGAAGUAGCUGGAUUAGUCUUGAUGGUUCUGACAUCUCUACGCAGUCAGAGGAUUGUAAAGGGAUGCCCAUAUACCUCAGUCAAAUAAAGGAAUGGAUGAUUGAGUAUGAUUCAUCAAUGGUAUCGAUUUCAAUACGUACAGAUGCGGGCUGGUAUCGGCUUGGGAAACCAUCAACAGAAUACUCCCCUUGGCAUGAACCUGUACUGAAAACAGCAAGGGUUGCGAUAAGCAUUAUUUCCAUGCUGGUGAAGCAAGCUAGAAUGUCUAGGCUUUCAUUUCGAGAUGUCAUCAGAAGAGUGUCUGAGUUCCAAAAAAACUAUAAUAAAGCUUACAUUUCUUCUGAUCCCUCAACUGUGGAGAGAUAUUUGGUCGUCCAUGGGCAAUUUAUUUUGCAGAUUUUUGCAAACUACCCUAAAGACGAUCUCACAAAGUGUGCAUUUGUGACUGAUCUUGCAAGUAAAAUGCAGGAAAGGCACCACACAAAAUGGGCUAGGAAGAAGAGGAAAAUAUUGCCAGAGAAACAGAAUCUGGAAGUUAUGGAAUAUGUGGCAUCAUCCAAGAGGAAUGCUAUGCAAGCAACAAAAACUCACCUGAUUGAUAGAAUUUGGGGACAGUAUUACUCAGAAUUUGGGGCCACUGGAGAAGAAAAUGGCAAGGAAAAUGAUGACGUGGAGGAACCUCAUGAGGCUCAUACUCUUCCAGAGAACAUGGAAACAAGAUGGGAAGGUGGGAUUCUAGGUAAAACAUCUGCUGGUGAGCCUCUUUAUCAACAAGCCCUCGUUGGAGGAGAGCUAGUAGCUGUGGGUGGUGCUGUCCUCUUGGAAGUUGAUAAUACUUCGGUCAUCUACUUUGUGGAGUACAUGUUCGAAAGCUCAGAUCACCUCAAAAUGCUACAUGGAAGGCACCUGCAAAGAGGAUCCGAGACUGUUCUAGGAAACGCCGCUAACGAGAGGGAACUGUUCCUGACCAAUUCAUGCAUGACUGUUCAGCUUAAGGACAUAAAAGGAACAGUCAUUGUCGAGAUUCGAUCAAGGCCAUGGGGACAUCAGUAUAGGAAAGAGAACAACGCUGCGGAUGAGCUUGACCGAGCGAGAGCAGAAGAGAGGAAAGCACAACACUUGCAGAAAGAAUAUUUCUGCAAAUGCUUCUAUUCACCUGCGAGAGGGGGUUUCUUUAGCCUUCAACUCAACGACAUAGGUCGUGGUUCAGGAUCCUGCGGUUCCUGUGAGGUUAGGGAGGAGGAGUUUGAACUUUCAAAACUCAAACUAAGUGCAUCAAAGAAACGGUUUGUCUACAAUGGGAUUGAUUACUGCAUUAAAGAUUAUGUAUACGUAAGGCCGUUAUAUAUGAUUAAGCCUGAGAGGAACAUUGGCUUAGAUGCUUUUGUCGUCUGCCAAGUGCUUGAGAUAGUUGUCCCAGAAGUGUCACGAAAUGCUUUGUUUGAGGUCAAAGUGAGGAGAUUUUACCGGCCUGGAGAUAUUUCAACAGAGUUGGCCUAUGCCUCAAAUAUUCAAGAGCUGUAUUACAGUGAGGACAUAUAUUUUCUCCCUCCAGAAGCCCUAGAAGGAAAAUGUGAAGUACGGAAGAAACGUGAUAUGCCCUUACGCAAUGACAAUCUGAUAUUAGACAAUAUCUUCUUUUGUGAACUUUUCUAUGACUUUUCUAGAGGCUCUCUCCGACAGAUGCCUGCCCAUAUCAAACCAAAGUUCUCCACCAUUAAAGACGACACACUUCGUAGAAAGCUAAAGGGGAAGGGAGUAGAGGGUAAAACUGAUUCUGAUGAGCUACCUAAGGAGAUGCGUCUGGCUACACUUGACAUUUUUGCUGGUUGUGGUGGCAUGUCUAAGGGACUGGAACAGUCAGGUGUAUCUGAAACAAAGUGGGCUAUUGAGUAUGAAGAGCAAGCAGGGCAGGCUUUUCAACAAAACCAUCCUGAGUCAACGGUUUUUGUUAACAACUGCAAUGUGCUUCUUAGGGCUAUAAUGGAGAAAUGUGGAGAUGAAGAUGAGUGUCUCUCUACUACAGAGGCAAAUGAACUUGCAGCUAAACUUGAUGAGGAACAGAAGCGUGCUCUGCCACUGCCUGGUCAAGUGGAUUUCAUCAACGGAGGACCUCCAUGCCAAGGAUUUUCUGGUAUGAACAGGUUCCUGGAACACCGUUGGAGUAAAGUUCAGCGUGAUAUGAUACUAGCAUUCUUGUCCUUUGCUGAUUAUUUCCGGCCAAGGUAUUUUCUUCUGGAGAACGUGAGGGGGUUUGUGUCAUUCAAUGAAGGGCAGACAUUUAAACUCACUCUGGCUUCUCUUCUUGAAAUGGGUUACCAGGUGAGGUUUGGAGUAUUGGAGGCAGGUGCAUAUGGAGUUUCUCAAUCUCGCAAAAGAGCUUUUAUUUGGGCAGCUGCACCAGGAGAAGUUCUACCAGAAUGGCCUGAGCCUAUGCAUGUCUUUGCUUCUCCAGAGCUGAAAAUUAAACUAUCCGAAAGAUCACACUAUGCUGCUGUUCGUAGUACUAAAUAUGGUGCACCUUUCCGCUCAAUCACUGUGAAAGACACCAUUGACGAUCUUCCACCUAUAAAAAAUGGUGAAUCCAAGAUCAACAGAGAGUAUGGAGCUGCUCCAGUCUCUUGGUUCCAAAAGAAGAUACGAGGAAACAUGUCUGUUCUCACUGAUCAUAUAUGCAAAGAGAUGGAUGAAAUAAACCUCAUACGGUGUAAGAAUAUACCAAAGACUCCAGGUGCUGAUUGGCGUCAACUCAAAAGAAAAAAGGUUAAGUUAUCAAGUGGGAAGGUGGUAGAUAUGAUUCCAGCCUGUCUGCGAAAGACAGCUAAGACUCACAGCGGUUGGAAAGGACUCUAUGGGAGAUUAGACAUGCAAGGAAACUUUGCUACUUCCAUCACCGAUCCUCGGCCAAUGGGUACGGUUGGAAUGUGCUUCCAUCCUAACCAAGACAGGAUUCUUUCUGUCCGCGAAUGCGCCAGAUCUCAGGGGUUUCCGGAUAGCUAUGAGUUCACAGGGAGAAUACUAGACAAGCACAGGCAGAUUGGGAAUGCUGUGCCUCCACCAUUGGCCUUUGCUCUUGGUCGUAAGCUCAAAGAAGCCGUGCUUCUCAAGAAACCUCUUCAACAGUAACCCAAAAGGGGCCAAAA